UAGGGUUGUUUUAUUUUACCUUUCAUUCUGUUCGUCCUGUUUAGGGUUUCUUUUGGGACGAUAGGAACGGUAGAGCGGCAACACCAGCGUCAGCCGCCAUGGUUCUAAAAACUGAACUCUGCCGCUUCAGCGGUGCCAAGAUUUAUCCUGGUAAGGGAAUCAGAUUUGUACGUGCAGAUUCUCAGGUUUUUCUCUUUGCCAAUUCAAAAUGCAAGAGGUAUUUUCACAACCGACUGAAGCCAUCAAAGCUUACCUGGACGGCCAUGUACAGGAAGCAGCACAAGAAGGACAUUGCUGCUGAGGCUGUAAAGAAGAGGCGUCGUACCACUAAGAAACCUUACUCAAGGUCAAUAGUGGGUGCUACCCUGGAGGUGAUCCAGAAGAGGAGAACAGAGAAGGCAGAGGUCCGAGAUGCUGCAAGGGAGGCUGCUCUUCGGGAAAUCAAAGAGAGGAUUAAGAAGACCAAGGAUGAAAAGAAGGCAAAGAAAGCAGAGGUGAUGGCAAAGUCACAGAAGACUCAGAGCAAGGGCAACUUGCCGAAGGGUGCUGGAUCGAAGGGCCCCAAACUUGGAGGUGGUGGUGGAAAGCGCUGAGCUGCCAGCAUUUGCAAUUUACUUGCAGGGAUUUUGAUACAAGUGUUCGCCAAACGUUUUGCCUUGAUACCCUUUCCUGUUUCUAGCUUUUAAUUUUGUUUCAUUUUGUAGGCUCUGUUUCUUUGCACUUUGCAGAGCAAAUUGGCUGAUUUUUAUUAAUUUUAUUUUUGUUUGUGAGGACUGAUCACUGAAGAGUUUAAACGAGUAGUGGAAUGACCGAGUCCCUACUUUAUAUAUGGAAGGAUCCCCACUUGAUCAAUAUAGAAUGAAGGUAGAGGGGAAGGUGAUGCAAAUUUUGUAUCA
Molecule: messenger RNA, 896 nt
Organism: Nelumbo nucifera (sacred lotus)
Lineage: Eukaryota; Viridiplantae; Streptophyta; Magnoliopsida; Proteales; Nelumbonaceae
Product: large ribosomal subunit protein eL24-like
Biological process (GO): cytoplasmic translation
Cellular component (GO): cytosolic large ribosomal subunit
Molecular function (GO): mRNA binding; structural constituent of ribosome
Source: RefSeq, a predicted model, not a curated record